GACUUUAGGACCCAGCAGAGAAGCCGCCUGCUUGAAUUUCCCGGCCUGCAGAUUUGUAAUGUAGCGACAGUAUCUGUCAGCAGAGGCCCCACACGCCUUCACACACUCUCUCACUCACUCAUGGCCCAACACUGAAAUCUGCAACUCUCACAUGGACAGCAUCGCCAGCGGAAUGGAGUCAAAAGCCACCAAAUCAAUGGAGGUGUUGGUGAGUGAGCUCGGUGCACUGCUGAAGAUGCUGGACCAGGAGAACCUCAGCUCCACUACACAAGAGAAGAAGACCUGCGUGUGGAACCUCCUGCAGCAGAUACAACCAUCAGUUGCGGGAACAGACUACAUCUACAUGAACUCAUCGGUCUACAGAAACGGGACCAGCUUUGUGGAGUCUCUCUUUGAAACAUUCGACUGUGAGAUAGGAGAUCUAAAGGAUGUUACAGAUGAUCUAAAAGAAGACAAAAACCUACAAAUGGACACUUUAAAACAGGAGAGCUGCACAGACUCCCAAGCCUCACCCUCAGCUGACUCCUCUCCCCCACCUCUGCCCACCACACCUCCCCCCGAGGAGUACUACGAGGAGGCAGUGCCGCUCAGCCCUGGCAAGAUGCCUGAGUACAUCAUCACUCGAGUAAGGCACAGCCCUCCAAACUCUAUUGAGGAUGGAUAUGAAGAUGCUGACAACUACCCGACUACCUGCAUUAACUCACACCGCAAAAACUCAUACAACGACUCCGAUGCUCUGAGCAGCUCCUAUGAGUCCUAUGAGGAGGACGAAGAAGAGAGGAGCCCCAGUGUCCAACUGACUCAUCAAUGGCCCUCUGAUGAGAGUUCCAUGCCCCCUGCCAGAGACUGUCGCAUCUGUGCCUUCCUGCUGCGCAAGAAACGUUUCGGCCAAUGGGCGAAGCAGCUCACCGUCAUACGAGAGAACAGACUACAGUGCUACAAGAGCUCCAAGGACACAUGCCCCUAUGUGGAUCUGCUGCUGCCUCAGUGUGCUGUGGUUUAUGCCCCUAAAGACAGCAAAAGGAAGCACCAUGAGCUGCGCUUCACCUUACCUAAUGGAGAUGCACUGGUGCUGGCAGUGCAGAGCAAAGAGCAGGCCCACAGAUGGCUCAGGGUUGUCAGAGAGGUGAGUAGUCCAAACACCGGGCCUGAGGAAUCUGCAUCCCCCGUCAUUCAAAGAAAAACUGAACUUGACAAGAGAUUAUCUGCAGAGAGGAACACUUCAGAUUCAGACAGUGUGGGCGUGUCAACUGGAGAGAACUGCAGAGAGAACGGCAAAGUAAAACGGGGUGCUUUUGCCGCUGGUCGUAAAAUAACACGCAUCAUCAGCUUCUCCAAGAAGAAGACUCCUCGUCCUGGAGAUCCCCAGACAUCUUUCAUUGAUCCUCGACAAGGCUACCUGUCUGUGCUGGUGAACCAGGUGUGGAGGGAACAAUGGUGUUGUGUAUGUCGAGGCUCCCUGCACUUUUACAAUGACAAAGGAGAUCUUCGAACCUCCCUGCCUUCACUCCCGCUCCAUGGCUGUGAGGUGGUCCCCGGGCUGGGGCCCAGACAUCCCUUUGCCUUUAGAAUACUGAGGAGCAGCAAUGAGGUGGCUGCUCUGGAGGCUAGCAGUUCUGCAGAACUUGGAAGGUGGCUUGGUGUCCUCUUGGCAGAAACAGGCUCCACGACAGACCCAGAGUCACUGCAUUAUGACUACGUUGACGUAGAGACCAUCGCUAACAUCCGUGACGCUGCAAGGCAUUCCUUCCUGUGGGUCACAUCCUCCACUGAAUGCAGAACGUAUGAUGAGGUCCCCAAUGAGGACAUGCAGUCAGGGGAGAACCACAGACAGCAGUGUGGGAAUCAAGUGAAGCGGCGCUCAAGUUUCUCCAGCAGUGAUUCUGACAGAGUCAAGCCUCUAGUCUCCCUCAAACGAACAGGCUCAAAUGCCAACCAGUAUGGACUGUAUGGGAAAACACGAGCUGAGGAGGAUGCUAAGCGUUACCUGAAAGAGAAGGAGGAGCUGGAAAGACAGAGGGAUGGGAUACGAAAUGCACUGGUGACCAUGCGAAAGGAGAGGAGAGAGCUGAAGGAAGAGCUGAAGACUUCUUCUGACAGAAGAAAGCCUGUCCUGAACAAGCGUGUCUCUGAGCUCGAUGAUGCCUGCAAAGCUAAAGAGGCAGAUAGAGUGGACCUGGAGCUGCGGUUAACCCAGGUUCAAGAAAACCUCAAAAAGAGCCAGGCGGGUGGAGUGCUGGGUGCUCCUGUUGAUGCUAAACCACCUAUUAAGGGCUCUAACAAAAAGAAACAGAAUAUCUACAGUGACUCUUUACCUGUAAACUGUGCUUUGGAGAUGCGCAGGAGGCCUCCUUCUGUUUAUGCUUCAUCUGGAACUGUCAUGCAGAAGGCAAAGGAGUGGGAGACCAAGAAAGGAACCUAAGAGCAUUAAGACGGCAAGGACUGAAAACACAAUGAUUGGCUGUCAGGAACAGACUUGUGUGACACCCAGUCCCUCUCAGACUGAUCCUCUCUGACAUCCCAAAGCUCGGAGAAAACAAACUGUAAUGAAUGAAAUUGGCCACGGGGUGGAGGUACAUGUCAGUGAAUAUUUACUCCCCUGUCUUCUUUAAAAGGACUACUCCUUGUGUGAGGAAUAGAACGACUGCUUCCUGUCUGUAUCUUAGUAUUUCCAUUGUAUUUGGUGAAACAGAUUGAAAUGUGGCAAUCAGAAAGAGAAAGCAGAGUUUGUAAAAGAAAGAGAAGAAAAGUGUGUUGAAAAGCGGUAUUGAAUGCCUGGAUGCAGUUUUGUGUAAGAAGUGCAGCAGGGGAUUGUGUUCUCAUCCUGUGUUGCAUAAAGCAAAAUGUUAAGACGUGAGAAAUGUGGACAAAGAGAGGAUGUAAGCAGUGGGUCUCAAUGUGCCUUCUUCAUAUAAGAUAUUCUUUUUCUGCUUGUACGUAGUGAGCCAUGACUACUGUUAUAUAUGUCCUGAAUGUUUAUACCUUCGUACUGUUCAAGGUUUCAUGUCUCAUCAUCACUCUGCUCCAGUAUACUGUAUGUGCCAUGGAGGGCCAAGUGUGCUCUGUAGCUUCUCCUCACAGGUUGUACCUGUGCAAUGCUACACAGCAGAAACAUCUGAGCAAAGUCAUUUGGCUGUGCAUCUAAAACCAGCACAUCCAGUGAUUAAAGCUGGGGUUGGUAAUCAGAUUUCGUUUUGGAGGAGCUCUGAGGGAGGAGGGGAGGGGUUAGAGGGAGUCCUGAGGAAAUGCUACAUUCAAAUUCAUGCUAGUUUUCCGAGACUGCCAAACCCAGCUUUAAGUAAUUAACAAAGUGGUGCUAUUCGAUGACAUUCCAAUGUUUUCAGUGUAAGAAAAUCUCUUCUUCAUGGUUUUUAAAUACAUUUUAUGCAGAACCUGUGGUUAACUUUUGCACUUUACUGUUCCGCUACCUGGAUGAGGGAAUAAUAAAUGUGUUUUGUUCUCAA
Messenger RNA from Notolabrus celidotus (New Zealand spotty), 3464 nucleotides. RefSeq names its product actin filament associated protein 1-like 1a (gene afap1l1a). The transcript is spliced from 19 exons. Gene Ontology annotation, cellular component: cytosol. Gene Ontology annotation, molecular function: SH3 domain binding. Lineage: Eukaryota; Metazoa; Chordata; Actinopteri; Labriformes; Labridae. The record is from RefSeq and is a predicted model, not a curated record. Bases 152 to 2422 code for a protein of 756 amino acids.